CUCUGUUUUCAUUUCAGUCGUAAUGAAAGCUUUUUAAUUUACAUCUCAAGUUUCAUUUCAAAGCAGUGUAAGUAGUAUUUAAUAUUUUACACUUCAAGAAAGAAAGCCUUUAACGAUCUUCAGCUUUGGUCUUGUAACCUUGAAGGUAAUUCAUUUUUUUAAUCUGCACAGCGAGAACUGAAACGAAUGGGGAUUGAGCUGCUCUGCCUGUUCUUUCUAUUUCUAGGAAGGAAUGAUCGUGCACAAGAAUUUUACCCAUCCAUCUGGAGUUGGUGAAAGAUGUGAUACCCCAGCAAAUCUUUUAGCCAAAGGAUGUCAAUUGACCUUCAUCGAAAACCCUGUCUCCCAAAUAGAAAUCCUUAAAAAUAAGCCUCUCAGUGUAGGCAGACAGAAAAAUAGUUCUGACAUUGUUCAGAUUGCACCUCAAAACUUGAUUCUUAAAUUGAGACCAGGUGGUGAACAGACAUUGCAAGUGCAUGUCCGCCAGACCGAGGAUUACCCUGUGGACCUGUAUUACCUCAUGGAUCUCUCCGCCUCCAUGGACGAUGACCUCAACACAAUCAAAGAGCUGGGCUCCCUGCUUUCCAAGGAGAUGUCUAAAUUAACCAGCAACUUUAGAUUGGGCUUCGGCUCUUUUGUGGAAAAACCCGUCUCCCCUUUUAUGAAAACAACGCCAGAGGAAAUUGCCAACCCUUGCAGUAGUAUACCCUACUUCUGCCUACCUACAUUUGGAUUCAAGCACAUUUUGCCACUGACAAAUGACGCUGAAAGAUUCAAUGAAAUUGUGAAGAAUCAGAAAAUCUCUGCUAAUAUCGACACACCCGAAGGUGGAUUUGAUGCAAUUAUGCAAGCAGCUGUGUGUAAGGAAAAGAUCGGCUGGCGGAAUGACUCCCUCCAUCUUCUGGUCUUUGUGAGUGAUGCCGAUUCACACUUUGGAAUGGACAGCAAACUGGCAGGCAUCGUCAUUCCCAACGACGGGCUCUGUCACCUGGACAACAAGAAUGAAUACUCCAUGUCAACUGUCUUGGAAUAUCCAACAAUUGGACAACUCAUUGAUAAACUGGUGCAAAACAACAUGCUAUUGAUCUUUGCUGUAACCCAAGAACAAGUUCAUUUAUAUGAGAAUUACGCAAAACUUAUUCCUGGAGCCACAGUGGGACUGCUUCAGAAGGACUCUGGAAACAUUCUCCAGCUCAUUAUCUCAGCUUAUGAAGAACUGCGGUCUGAGGUGGAACUGGAGGUAUUAGGAGACACUGAAGGACUCAACCUGUCCUUCACAGCUGUCUGUAACAAUGGCACCCUCUUCCCACACCAAAAGAAAUGCUUGCACAUGAAGGUGGGAGACAUAGCUUCAUUCAAUGUGACUGUGAGCAUACCCAACUGUGAGAGAAGCAGGCACAUUAUCAUAAAGCCCGUGGGGCUGGGGGACACCCUGGAAAUACUCAUCAGUCCAGAGUGCCACUGUGACUGUCAGAAAGAAGUGGAAGUGAACAGCUCCAAAUGCCACGAUGGAAACGGCUCCUUCCAGUGUGGGGUGUGUGCCUGCAACCCUGGCCACAUGGGCCCUCACUGCGAGUGUGGCGAGGACAUCUUGAGCACAGAUUCCUGCAAGGAGGCCCCCGAUCACCCCUCAUGCAGUGGAAGGGGCGACUGCUACUGUGGGCAGUGCAUCUGCCACUUGUCUCCCUAUGGAAACAUUUAUGGGCCUUACUGCCAGUGUGACAAUUUCUCCUGCGUGAGACACAAAGGGCUGCUCUGUGGAGAUAACGGAGACUGCGACUGUGGAGAGUGCGUGUGCAGGACCGGAUGGACUGGCGAAUACUGUAACUGCACAACCAGCACAGACUCGUGUGUCUCUGAAGACGGAGUGCUGUGCAGCGGGCGCGGGGACUGCGUUUGCGGCAAGUGUGUUUGCACAAACCCCGGAGCCUCGGGUCCCACCUGUGAACGAUGUCCUACCUGCGGUGACCCCUGUAACUCAAAGCGGAGCUGCAUCGAGUGCCACCUGUCUGCAGAUUCCAAGGCCCAAGAAGAUUGUGUGGACAAAUGCAAACUAGCGGGCUCAACUAUCAGUGAGGAGGAAGAUUUCUCAAAGGAUAGUUCUGUUUCCUGCUCUCUGCAAGGAGAAAAUGAAUGUCUUAUUACAUUCCUAAUAACUACAGAUAAUGAGGGGAAAACCAUCAUUCACGGCAUCAACGAAAAAGACUGUCCAAAACCUCCGAACAUUCCUAUGAUCAUGUUGGGGGUUUCACUGGCUAUUCUUCUCAUCGGAGUUGUCCUCCUGUGCAUUUGGAAGCUGCUGGUGUCAUUUCAUGAUCGCAAAGAAGUUGCCAAAUUUGAAGCAGAACGAUCAAAGGCCAAGUGGCAAACGGGAACAAAUCCACUGUACAGAGGCUCCACUAGUACUUUUAAAAAUGUAACCUAUAAACACAGGGAAAAACAAAAAGUGGAUCUCACCACAGAAGGCUAGAACCACUUGACGCGUGGGAAAAGUUGGCUUCACUGAUGUGAAAUGUUAAUGCACUAUUUUAUUUUCCUUUCUCUGUUGCUUCAAGAAGAGGUUGGCCUAA
Molecule: messenger RNA, 2570 nt
Organism: Marmota flaviventris (yellow-bellied marmot)
Lineage: Eukaryota; Metazoa; Chordata; Mammalia; Rodentia; Sciuridae
Source: RefSeq, a predicted model, not a curated record